AUGACAGACCGACUCUCCGCUUUAUCAAACGCUGUGAAAGCCGCUAGCGGGAUUCCAGUGGAACCCAACCCAGCAAGCAAAGACUCUACUGUCGAGGGCAUGCUAACAACCCAAACGACCAAGGGGAAAGGCUCAGGCUCCCAGGAGCAAGCCAAAACUCAACGGCAAAGCCAAGAGAACCCCAAUGUACCCCAGCCAUCCAGCAAAGGGAAAACAACCAAAAAAUCCGCCCCUCAGACCAGAAGCGCGACAAAGAUUGUUGUCGCGAGAGGAUCGGCGGAAGGCCUCUCGACCUCAGGGGACAAGGACAAAGGGCAACCCCCCACGGCCGCAGGCAAAGUGCCAAGCACCCUAGCGCUUCUGGGAGACAAAACCAAUCAGCUUCCGGAAUUCUUCCACUCUGUAGCAACUGAGACCGAAAUCUUGAGGAACAAAAGACAAAUCUGCCAUGCCCUUUGCAUCUGCGACAAUGGCGCCGUGAACAACGCAAAACUUUGGUUAACCGAAUUGGAAAAAAGUUAUUUGAUGGAAUUGGUCGACCAAGCAUUGAGCAAUCUGGGUGUGAAGAUAACAGAUCAUGUCACAGGAUCCAAGGGCAACAAAGGUGUCUUAUUAAGUCAACGCGAGCAUGACGGAAUCAUUCAAAAACUAAGAAAUCCCAAUAUCCCUCUGUCGGUUGGUCAAGACCUGGUAGUGCGAGGGUGCAUUGAAUUGGUCUCCCUCCUGCAUGGUGAAUCCAGUCACAAGCUCGAGUUUGGUUUUUAUCAAGGCCCAAGUGGGUUGUUUGUUGCCAAGGACCAAAUUUCAAAAAUUCACAUAAGAUCUUGGCUUGAGUUGUAA
Molecule: messenger RNA, 840 nt
Organism: Puccinia triticina
Lineage: Eukaryota; Fungi; Basidiomycota; Pucciniomycetes; Pucciniales; Pucciniaceae
Exons: 4
Coding region: 1-840 (279 amino acids)
Source: RefSeq, a predicted model, not a curated record